Rotaria sp. Silwood2 is the source of this 1266-nucleotide messenger RNA. The record is from the annotation of a GenBank genome assembly. Lineage: Eukaryota; Metazoa; Rotifera; Eurotatoria; Philodinida; Philodinidae.
AACGAUCUAGCAUUAAGAUGGAAGAGCAUACUUAUUUUCAGCCUCAAAACUGUAGCUAGAGGGGGCUCAGCCCCCUCUAAAAAAUUUUUCUGGCUCCGCCACUACUCUAGAGCCGACUUGUAAUGUUUUACUGAAUUUUCAAUCUCGCUUUAAAUAUUUACUGAAAAAUUAAAUAAGGACAUUCCUAUCUGAUAUUUGCAUAUAGAUAGAGCUGUUUACUCUGGAGAUAUCCUAAAAGUUUCAGCUGAAAAGAAUGUUCCUUGAAUUUCCAAUAAAUGAUCGUUUACUAAAAAAAAAACUUGAAAAUUCAAUAUCUCGACAGAAGGACAUUCUUUAUAGCUGAGAAUUACAGAAUAUUCCUAGUCUCAUCAGAUCUAUGUCCUUAUUUGAUUUUUUUUUCACUAAAUACUUUUUCUAGUCUCUCCGAAACUUUCUUAUUAACCUAAUAUGAACACAAACGGCCGGUAUCAAUUCAGAUACUGUCCUCGUAAGAGAAGACCCAAAGAUAACUUCAUAAAUCAAGAAAAUAACUAUCGUUUGAUAUUAAAUUUUUAAUGUAUGAAUUGAGUUGUCGAAUCGAAGUAAAAUAUUUGAAGAGUUUUUACUAAUGCUGAAAUAUUUUUAAUCUAAAUUAAAAAAAUCUAUGUUGACCUUCGAGCUUCACUCUAUGAAGGCUGAUCAAGUCUUGAUUAUUACUUGUGAUCAAGGUUAAUCAUAAUUUAUUUUAUCAUCAACACAUGAGGUUGAAGAUUUCAUGUUUAGAUAAUUUUGACAACUAAUAUAGUUUAAUUUGAUAAUGUUUUUGGAAUCCAUGGAGAAAUCAAAUCACAAGAUAUUUAACAUAUAUCGAAAAAGUUAAUAAUUUCAACAAUGAAUAGAAGACUUACAAAUAUUCGAAAAUAAAAUAGAAUGUUUAAAACGAUUGAUUUGCUAUACGAAUUUUUUAAUUUCGUUCUAUAAUUAGAAACAUAGAAAUUUUGUGUCGUUAAUAAAAGAAAAAAGAGUAAUGACAGUAUGAUUUGUUUAUUUUUUGUUAUUCUUCUUCUAUUGAUAUGCAAUUUAGUUUCAAGGAAAUUUUGAUUGACAAAAUACAAUCAUAACAAAAACAAACAAUUUAUAUUUAAUUCUAUAUUUUAGGCUUCACCACCUACAUCCAUCGAUGAUGAUUUACCUAACAUCUCCGAUAAUCAAUCUGUAAUUAGUCCAAAACCGGAUGAAACAAGUAAACAAAAAGAAAAAAUAAAUCACAAUUUAAUAAUAUUAUAA